AUGUCGGAUAAUUUAACCAUAGAAAAACUUCCUGUGGAAGUUUUGCAACAAAUAUUUAUAUUUUCUAGUAAUCAUAACUUUCCUCUUGUGUCGCGUACCUUUUAUCAAAUCGCAACAGCACACUCAAGCGUGAAAACGCACUGGCUACUACACAAAGUCCACUACGAUUUUAAGCAUGUGUUAGAUCGUGGUCUCAAAUGGAAGUUCUUCAACAAAGAUAUACUGCUGCAAUUGGAUAACCUUUAUUAUCAAUCACAAGUUAAUUCCGAAUCGAUGAAACCCACCACAUUCAUUCCUUUUGAUGAGGGCUCCAUCCCACCACGAUUGCUUACUAUGCCUGAUCCGGACGGAAAGGCAUAUGAAAUGGUAAAAAUUUUAUUGGAUCGAGGUGCGUCCCCAGAUGAGCCUCAAGGUUAUCCACUACUGAAAUCUGUAUCGCUUGGACGGUUAGCUAUGGCCAGACUUUUGAUAUCGUACAAAGCGAACGUCAGUAUCGGUGAUAAUUCGGCGAUGUUGAUUAGCGUUGAUAAAAAUAAUUUUGAUAUGGUGAAAUUAUUAAUGGAACAUGGUGUGAAACCAGAUGCAAAAUCAUUGGAAAAGAGUAUUAAAAAGCAUUUGUCUGAAAUGACUCAAUUCCUAUUAGAUCAUGGAGCAAUUCCGGACGGAAACGUUAUUGCUGCAAUUCAUAAUGACACUCAUUGA
This is a messenger RNA of Ambispora gerdemannii, 702 nucleotides long. Lineage: Eukaryota; Fungi; Glomeromycota; Glomeromycetes; Archaeosporales; Ambisporaceae. The record is from the annotation of a GenBank genome assembly.